This is a messenger RNA of Rhizopus microsporus ATCC 52813, 581 nucleotides long. RefSeq lists its product as uncharacterized. The transcript has a single exon. The record is from RefSeq and is a predicted model, not a curated record. Bases 88 to 459 code for a protein of 123 amino acids. NCBI's taxonomy places the organism in Eukaryota, Fungi, Mucoromycota, Mucoromycetes, Mucorales, Rhizopodaceae.
CUCAACAAUAAGCGAUCUACGUAUGCCUCCAUUCUUCUUACGCACUGCCGCCCAACUAUCUCACUCGAUCCUGUCCUAUGACUACCUAUGUCCAAGUCUGAAAGAAAUCGCUGCAUACAUUGGUGUCUUGGCUGGCUCCCUGACGGUCGAUACAAAACCUGUCCCCGGCACCCUGGCCAAUCCUUCACAAAAGUCCAUACUAUACACUGUCUCCAGAUGCACCGUAGACUCAUGAUGCCCCAAACCAUUUCUGACCCAUUGUCCUUCCUUUUAAAUAUGCUACCUACCAAGAAACCUCACUCUCCUAAUACAACACUUUCGUGGACCAUCCACUGGUCAACUAUAUGCAGAAUCCUAUAUGAACUCGAUUACCUACAUCACGCUAAACUUCCGCCUAUCCCGCCCACUCACCUCGGGCAAAGGCUCUUAAAAUGGCUCCUCUCUUCUCCUUCUCACUAGUGUAUCUUACACUUGAUCCCAUUCACUCCUUUCAAAACAUUUUUACCCUUGAUCCCAAAAGGGUUUUUUAGUUACCACUAUCCUUUCUUUCUGAACUGCCUCGGGUGGAAAAGAUGUAAUAU